Cutaneotrichosporon oleaginosum is the source of this 505-nucleotide messenger RNA. RefSeq lists its product as uncharacterized. The record is from RefSeq and is a predicted model, not a curated record. Lineage: Eukaryota; Fungi; Basidiomycota; Tremellomycetes; Trichosporonales; Trichosporonaceae. Gene Ontology annotation, cellular component: preribosome, large subunit precursor.
GCGCAAGCUAUCACCCAUCCCACCACCAUGGCCAAGUCGCUCCGCUCCAAGACCAAGCUCGCCGCGCGCCGGCGAAAGGCCCACAUGUCGCACUACGCCGUCGCGGAUGCGGAGCGCACCGCGCGCAUUUCGGAGCGCAUUAUGGCCAAGGCUGCUGCCAAGGAGGACGCCGAGGGCGACGCCGAGAUGGAGGCUGAGGGCGACGAGGAGAUGAAGGAGGAGCCCAAGAAGAUCUCAACCUCGGCGCCGCGCGGGAGCCGCCGUGAGGAGUGGCGUAAGAGCAAGGGCAUGGAGGCGCGCCCCAAGCUCAAGGGCCAGAACAAGCUCGGCCGCCCGAUCUCGCGGCACAAGGCGGGCAAGACCAAGCGCCGCCGCUGAUCGCCCACCACCAACCACCGUGUCUACAUCGAUAGAAUCAGGGUUCGCCUCAGGCCGCCUCGCCUUAUGGAGACUUCACCGCCCCGCGCGCUUGUUGUACUAGGAUACCCAUGCAUCCGUGAUCUAU